Molecule: messenger RNA, 2331 nt
Organism: Aspergillus terreus NIH2624
Lineage: Eukaryota; Fungi; Ascomycota; Eurotiomycetes; Eurotiales; Aspergillaceae
Product: fungal specific transcription factor domain-containing protein
Exons: 2
Coding region: 1-2331 (776 amino acids)
Biological process (GO): DNA-templated transcription
Molecular function (GO): DNA binding; zinc ion binding
Source: RefSeq, a predicted model, not a curated record
AUGACUUGCUCUCAUAGUGAUGAAGCUGAUGCGGAGAUCCCGUCUAUAUCAUCAAGGUCCAGAGAAGUUGUUGAUUUGCGGUCGUCGUUACCCACGAGAGUCAGACGCGCGUGUGAGAGAUGCCGGCAACAUAAGUCUCGGGUAGGGCCACCCCGUGCCGACUUACUCCAGACUACCAAAGCUUUACUGUGCGCGGUCAACAUCACCUGUGUGCUAAACAAUGCGACUUUUUAUAGUGUGAUCCGUUUCGGCCCUGCUCGUUAUGUGUCCGCGCCAACGUCCCUUGUCGACCGCUUUCGACAAGCCAACCAGGACAGGCGCAUGAAAUCCAAACAAGUUUCGAGAGGUCGUCGAAAACAAACCGGUUUUCCAUUAGAGAAUUCCGACGAACAGUCGCAGGAUGCAGCUCGUAGCUCUGGCAGGAAUGCACCCACUCCAGCCCGGACUCAAUCACCAGAAAUACCUUCAACGAGAGACCAAUUUGAAGAGUCCUCGAGAACAGAUGGUAUGACACCAUCUCUCGCCUGCGGCGAAGCCGAAUCUGCAAUUGGAAUAGCUAGAAGGCUCUGCGAACUUGGCAGUCACCACAUCGAUGAGCAGACCACCUUUGCCAUUCCCGGUUGUCAGACUACUGGCCCUAGUGGGAAUCUCUUCAACUCGGCACCAACCGGUCAGCGAGUAUCCAUAACCGUGAUUUUGGGCCAAACGUUUCCACCCAUGGGUCUCGUGUACAACCUAGUAGAGGAAUAUUUCCAUUCCGUCCAUUGGUUCUCACUCGCCAUAUUUGAGCCGAAGUUCCGCAGCAAACUCCAUUCCAUCAAAGAUGGAUGUGCAUAUCCCUCACAAAGACCCUUUCUCUUGCUGUUAGCCGUGAUGCUCGGAAUGGCGGCGUGGUAUCGUUCUCGAAGGAGUGACACUGACCUGACAGACGAUGAAGAAGACUGGGAGAGAUGGAGUGCGGACAUGAUGAAACUCGUGGAGUCAAAUGUGGUGGAAUUGAUGGAUCAACCUUCAGUUACGGCGACCCAGACAUGUAUCCUUCUGGGAUCCCAUCACGUCUAUCAUGGUCGUCCAAACCUUUCCUUUUCUUUACUGGGAGCAACAAUCAAAAUGGCCCAGUCUAUAGGAUUACAACGACAAUGCCUGCGAGGGAAUCCUGAAGACAUCGAGGAGCGGAAAAGAGUCUGGUGGACCAUAUAUACAUGGGACAGGUUCGCUUCCAUCACCUACGGCCGGCCAUUGGGCAUCAACGACAAGGACUGCAAUCUUCAGAUGCCAUCGGAUGUUUUGGAGAACCCGAGCUUUGCUAGCUCUGGCUUCCCCCAGGAUGAGGCAAUAUGCUAUUCCACCUAUCAACGCGAAUUGAACCGUCUAUACUGGAUUGCCUCGCCAGCCCUCGAGGCUAUUUUCGGUUCUCGCACGUUCGGGACUUCGGAACAGCUGGCUGGCGACUCAUACUUCGCAUUGGUCAAACAUGCCACUAAGAAACUGGAGCAAUGGCGAUCUUGCCUACCCAGUCACUUGAGUUUAGAUCUCGAGAAAGACGUGUUGCCUGAUGGGCCAGCAAGCUCGAGAGCAUAUGCAUUACAAUCUCUGUCGUUGCAACUAACAUAUGACAAUAUCUUGAUUGUCCUGCAUCGACCCUUGCUAGCGCGACAGGUGCAUAAUUUAUCUAAUAUGGGCAAGCGGUCUCCAGAUCAGUCAGUUCAUUCAGCGACAGCCACCCAUUCCGCCCAUCACUCUGGCUCAAAUUUUGAUCCGGCAUUUUCCGAGACGAGAGUGACUAGUCCGGAACUUUGGGUGGAUGCAGCGGUGAGGACGUCAAAAAUAACAGAGCUGCCGGUACUUGUUCGACUCGCCACGGAAAGUCAUUUGGUCGCCUUUCUCGCUAUCAAUCUAUUUCAUGCGGCAAUCGUGCUUGCUGUGCUCGCCCUUUCACAGCCUCUUUCAGACACGGCGCAAGAUGUUAAACGCACAAUCACCCGCAUAUUCCGUGUUCAAGACCUGAUCGGGAAGCGGUCUGCAUUAUCGAAACAGAGCACUCUCAUCCUCAAAAACGUUGUCGCUUUGCUCCUUCGGCGAGAGUCAGAAGCCAUGCUUGCACCCUUCACUGGAACGACCGAAUCAACAAGCCACCAGGCUCUCCGCAACGGACCUGAUUCAUUUCCGUUCUCUGUAGAAGAUGCGCUCCGGUUACCGGCUGAUGCGACGCUGAACUCGCGUCAAUCUCUUGCCAUGAACGAUGAAUUAUAUGAUGUUAACCCGCUGCACCGCUUGAACGAGAGUUUAGCAUCGGUUCAACAUGGUGAGGCCCUUCUUGCAUUUUGGUGA